Osmerus eperlanus (European smelt) is the source of this 3473-nucleotide messenger RNA. It is a transcript of the gene snap91b, whose product is annotated as synaptosome associated protein 91b. Gene Ontology annotation, cellular component: clathrin-coated pit; synaptic vesicle; clathrin-coated vesicle. Gene Ontology annotation, biological process: clathrin coat assembly; synaptic vesicle budding from presynaptic endocytic zone membrane; clathrin-dependent endocytosis. Lineage: Eukaryota; Metazoa; Chordata; Actinopteri; Osmeriformes; Osmeridae. The transcript has 23 exons. Bases 407 to 2194 code for a protein of 595 amino acids. Gene Ontology annotation, molecular function: 1-phosphatidylinositol binding; clathrin heavy chain binding; phosphatidylinositol-4,5-bisphosphate binding. The record is from RefSeq and is a predicted model, not a curated record.
AUCCAAUGCCAGGCUACUGCUAGAAGGAAUAGCCUAGAUUUGAAUUGAGGUUGAAGACUUUACCCAAACCAUUCUGACGUGUUAUAAAGCGCCACACUGUCGUAAGAAUCUAAUCUAGUUUUUUGUUAUUGCUGUGGGGUGAUAAAAUAGAUUUCACGGCUAGCGUAGUGUUACGUAAGAGUCGCUAGCUUUAUCCAAGGUGCUGAACUGAACGGAAGCCUAGCUUACUAAGGGACACGACGAAUAUUGGCCAUCUUGCUCCAGAAGGUCAUAGGCCUACCCGUGAGGGAGAGGACUGCACCGGAAUUUGGUGAUACACAUUUUCCGUGUCGAAAGCGGUUUCGGAUAAUUUUUUUAUCGACCUGGUGAACGUAAUUCCUGAGGUGGUCUACUAUACGGGGAGAAAAUGUCGGGGCAGACGCUCACAGAUCGCAUUGCCGCUGCGCAAUACCAGCUGACGGGAUCAGACAUGGCUCGUGCCGUCUGCAAAGCCACCACUCACGAGGUGAUGGCGCCGAAGAAGAAGCACCUUGAGUAUCUGAUCUCCGCCACCAACGCCACAAAUGUCAACAUCCCUCAGAUGGCCGACACGCUGUUUGAAAGGGCCACCAACGCCAGCUGGGUCGUGGUCUUCAAGGCCCUCGUCACUACUCACCACAUGUGUGUCCAUGGCAACGAGAGGUUUAUCCAGUACCUGGCAUCCAGAACAGCACUGUUCAACCUCAGCAACUUUAUCGACAAAACUGGCUCUCACGGAUAUGAUAUGUCUACCUUCAUCAGACGAUACGGCCGCUACCUGAAUGAGAAGGCCUUCGCCUAUCGCCAGAUGGCUUUCGACUUCACCAAGGUCAAGAAAGGCGCUGACGGGGUGAUGAGGACCAUGACUCCUGAGAAACUCCUGAAGGGCAUGCCCAUCCUGCAGGCCCAGAUCGACACGCUGCUGGAGUUUGAUGUCCAUCCCAAGGAGCUUAACAACGGCAUCAUCAACGCAGCGUUCCUGCUGCUCUUCAAGGACCUGGUGAAGCUCUUUGCCUCCUACAAUGACGGUGUCAUCAACCUGCUGGAGAAGUACUUCAAAAUGAAGAAGAGUGACUGCAAGGAGGCUCUGGAGAUCUACAAGAGGUUCCUGACCAGAGUGACCAAGAUCGGAGAAUUCCUGAAGCUCGCUGAGACUGUUGGAGUUGAGAAAAAUGACAUUCCUGACAUCAACUAUGCUCCCAGCAGCAUCCUGGACUCUCUGGAGACGCAUAUGAACAGCCUGGAGGACCAGAAGGGAGGAAAGAAGGGGUCUCCUACAAAGGGAUCUCCCACCAACAAUGUGUCCCCCACCUCCACGCCCGCCAAGUCAGCUGCUGUCCCGACUCUCGAGCCCCCGCCCACUGAGACGGAUUCCCUGUUGGACCUGGAUCCUCUCUCCUCUUCAGGACCGUGUGUCGGGGCGUCAGCAGCCCCCACAUCCUGGGGAGACCUCCUUGGGUCAGAGAUGGCCGAGUCCCUGCUUCCAGCCCCAACCCUUGCUGUAGACUCCACCCCCUCUCCCGCUGCGGUAACUCCCUCCCCUGCUGCCGUGGAGACAGCUCUGGCUCCUCCCACUAGCGCCGCCGCCAGUAUGGACCUGCUGGGAGAUGCAUUUGCUACCCCUGCUGCUCCUGGCGAUGCCCCUGCUGCAGCCGAGGGCGGGGCUACGGAAGCCACACCCACCCCAGCAGCAGACCCUGGAGCCGAGUCCACCGGAGGUGAGCCCCAGCCAGCAGCUCCUGGAGCAGAGCUAAUGUCAGUUUUUGAUGGGCUAGGUGAUGUGAUGAAGCCUGCUGUGACGCCACAGGGCUCCUCCACCAUAGGAGCCUCUUCUCCCAGCAAGCCCAUGGGAGACCUGGACUCCACCAUGGCUAACCUGGCUGGCAAUCUGGGAAUGGGCCCUGCAGCCCCCCCUCAGGUAGCUCCACCCAGCUGGGGUGCGCCCAUGAACGUCCCCAUGGGAAUGCCUCCUUAUAUGGGCUCUUUCCCUAACCCUGGACUCUGCAUGUCUGGGGCCCCCGGGGCUGGAGCGCCCAUGAUGCCGAUCGUCAGGCCAGGCUUCCCUUCAGCCGGGGCCUCCGGAGCCCCGAUGUCUCCAGGCAUGGCUCAGAGCCCCCGCAGGCCUCCGCCCCCGAAGAACGCCCUGGAUGAUCUCAACAUCAAAGACUUCAUGUAGACCUCCCCAAGCGGUUGUCGUUGUGGAUGUGGAUGUGCGCCCUCGUUACCCCACCUCCCUCGUCAUAUCCCAGCCAAUCAGCCAUCAGCACUACUCGGCUCCUCCCUUCUUAAACUCUGCCCUUUCCGUCUAAUGUUGUAGCACAAAUUGUGAUUGUGAACUCAUAGAUACAGAAAUCAAAAACAGUGUAUGUGCGUGAGUGUGUGUUCUUCAAUGUUAUCCUUGACUUAAACUAAGAGAAAAAAGCACCAUAAAAAACAAGUGUAUUUAGAUUAAUUCAGGAUUUUCUGCUCAUCAGCUGACUUGGAAUGGUGGAUAUGUGUUUUCCCAGACGAGGACUGUGUUGUUUAUUGUGGACUGUUUUUGAUGUGUGGCCAAUCCCUGCCCUUUCCCUCCCUGUUGUCCAGUCAGACACUGAGCUGUGUUUAUGACGUCCCUCCAUGCUUGGUUCUCUCCAUCCUACCAGCCAGCCUCUCUGACAACAGUUACAGAACUGUAUAGGCCUGCAAUUUUCAUCACAAACUUUGUUUUACGUAGAGACAAAUCAUGUCAACUCAUGCUUUCUGUUGAUCUUAUUUUUGUUUUAUAUUUUGUCCCUUUUGAGGAUUGUGACUUACAUGCAAAACUUGUUGACUAUGUUCGAAUUGACAUAUGCAUUUCAGAUAAUUUUAAAGAUAGAUUUCACCUAUAUUUAUUUAAUCUUUAUUUUGAAAGAAAUUGUAUCAUAUAUUUUUGUCAUGUUUAUGAAUCCCAUGGUGGAAAAAGCAAAAAGUCCCUUUCCCUCUUGUACAUAAUCUCAUCUGUAUUCAGAGCGGGUUUGAAGGCAAACUCAGCCCCAACUAUUCCCUGUUGCUCCCCUUGGUGGUGUGGAGUGGUACUGCAUCUUAGCAUGUCAAUCCAGGUUGACCUGGGCUGUGUUCCAAUACUCCACCUUUCUUUGUCUCCUUUUCUUGUCUCCUCUCCUAUUCGAACAACAAAUUGAGUAAGUACCAACAAAAAAGUCAGAUAGCAUAAACCUCUACAUCUUGCUUGCUGAUUAGGGGUUGCAGAGAGAAAGGUACAAGGAGAGGUGGUGUGUAAAGAGAUGGGCCCCCUGGCCCAUGUGUUUGUGGAGCAGAUCAGUGUGGUUGUACAGUCUCCAAUGGUGGUGCUAAAGAAGUCUUUCACUGUAAAGCACUCGGAUAUACACUGGAUGUUUGUGUUUUUUUCUCCAAAAGUGAUUACUGUAUCUUAAUCUGUUGUGAAAAAGACUAAUAAAACAAGAAUGUGAUGAAAUAUG